AUGCGGGAGCCGCCUGUCGAAGAGGUUGAGGAGGUACCGGUCAAGACGGUCGAGUCUGUCAACGAAACGCCAGCCGACGAACCUGCGGUCCCCGUCGCACUAAAUGGGACCGUCGAGAUCCCGGAGGAGGAGCCCGUGGGCGAGCUCGAAUCGACCAAGUCGGAUGCACCAGCGCCGGCGAUUGAGCUCCUUGCGACGCCAAGGGACGUUGAGGAAUCCCCAGCCUCAGUCGAAAGCGCCGGAUCCGCUUCUGCGAUUGAGCGUGUCGUGCCCGAGGUCGCCGAUGUGCACGCGGCCGCGGUCGAGGAGAAGCCGGAGGUCCCUGUCGAGGCCGAGGCCGAGCCUACACCGAUCAAACCUGAAGAAUCGGCUGUGGAGGCAGCUCCAGAACCUAGCAACGAAAGUGAGGAAGACCUCACCUCGAAGGAAGAGGAAGAAGUCGAGCCGAUCGCAGCACCUCCCUCACCCCCAGCGCCAGUGGUCCAAGCGCUCAGCACCGAACCCAAUCCCGCUCCACCCGAGGUGGAAAGUCUCGAGCACGCCUUGCCACAACUUUCGCCUGCAUCAACUCCAAAUGAAUCCCUUUCGGACGUCGUCGAGCCACCUACAUCAACGCUCGUUGCGGAGCCUGACCUACGCAAUGCCGAAAUCGAAAGCUUGGCUGUUGAAGAGCCCCAGCCAGAGCUGGAAGUCGUCGCUGAAAAGGUUGAACCCGAACCCGAGCCCGAGCCCGAGGUCAAGUCCGGGCCUGUACUUCAGGAACAGGAGGUCAAGAUCGAGCCUGAAGUGGCGCCCGAGGUUCUACCAGGAAUCAAGACGGCGGAGCCAGAGAUCGCGGCGUUAUCCGAGGUCAAGUCCGACCCCGAGGUGACCAUCUCUGAGCCCGAGAAGCCGCUUCCUGUUCCCGUAACAGAAACAGAGCCAGAGCCGUUUGUCGCCAAGGAAGAGGAGGCGCUAGACGUCGAACGCGAGGAGGCGCUAGCAGUACCCAUCGCGGCGAGAGUGGGAGAGCCGUUUGUCAUUGACGCUGCGCCAGUAUCAGAGCUGGAGAGCAAGUCCGAAGAGACGGCCCCUCGAGGUGCUGCGGAUGGGGCUCGAUUAGCAGGUUAGUGAGAGAGCCUCCAGUGAUAUCGUCAUUUAGAAAGCUGACCUCUCUCUUGCUACAACUUGCAGAACUCACCUCGGCCCAUGAUCGACUGUCGACGCUCAAGUCUUCUUUGGACAAGGUCGUCACAACUCUCUUCCCGGCCCUCACGAGCGGUAUCUCGGAUGUCGGCGCAUUCGAGGGACAUGUCCGAGGGCUUCAAACCAAAGCCGAGAGCUCGACUGCGGAAGUGGACAAGUUGAACGGUCAGCUGAAGCGUGAGUCUCUGCAGCUUUUCAGUUCAAGGAAAUCAAGUAUCUAAUCAUUUUUUCGCUUCGCUUUAUCGUGCGCAGAGCAAUCGGAUCGGAUAGAGGAGCUGCGCGACACGCAUCGCCUCGAGCAGCAAUCAUCCGUCGCCGACCUUGAUGCACUUCGGGAUUCACUCGACACCAAAGACAAGCUCAUCGCUUCCCUCGAAACUCGCUUGACCCACGCAACGUCCUCAUCGCAAGAUGCUCAGUCACUCGCUUCGCGCCAAAAUGACGAGUACAGCAAGCUCAAGCUCAUCGCCAAGGAGGAAGAAGAGAAGCGCGUCAAGGCCCUGUCGUUGCUACGCGCUUUGAGGCAAAAGCUGGUCAAGGCCGAGAAGGACAAGGAGAUUGCCGAAGGGGAACGGGACACGGCCAAGGCCGAUCAGGACCGUGCGAAUGAAACGCUCAAAUCCGACCGCGCGAGAUUCGACCAAGAAGUCAUUUCCCUGCGUGCAGCGCAGGAGUUGCAGUUGAGCAAGAUGCGAUCGUCGUUUGACCGCGAGGUCGCUUCGUUACGACAACAGCACGAGAGGGACUCGGCGGCGAAAAAGUCGCAGGCCGAGUUGGACGUCAUCACGCUCAAGGCUGCGCAGGCUAAGGAGAUUGCGUUGCGCGACGCGAGGAUCAAGGAGCUCGAAGAGACCGUCAAGGGUGUGACAGGGUCAAGGGACGAGACAUUUGCGCAGGCGCAAGCGCGAGCGGCCGAGUUGGAGGCGCGUGCCGCGAGUCAGAUGAGCAUCGAGUCGCAAAUGAAGGAGCUCGAAUUCGAGGUCAGCGAACUGCGCGAUCGCAAUGCCGCGCUUGUGGACGAGGUCGAAACGCUACGCAAGCAGCAGCGCGACGUCUCGAGGGACGAGGGUGCGCAUCGUCGCGCGCUCGCUGACGCCGAGGCUCGACACGAACAGAAGGUCAAGGACCUCGAGACACGAAUUCGCGAACUGGAAACGGAUCGUAUAGAAACGGACGAGGACUGGGGCCGCAACCUGCAGGAACGACUCAAGGAAGUCGAACGCAUGCGGUUGGCAAUGGCGCAGAAAGACCUUGACUACGCCGAGUCGGUGCAUCGGAUGAACGAUCGCGAGACCAAGAUUGAGGCAGGGGAGAAGCAGAGGAAGGAAUUGGCAGCGCAGCUGUUCGAGGUCGAGGGGUUGCUCAAGGCGCUCAGGGACGAGAAUGAGAAGCUUGACCAAGCUGAGGUAAGCUCAGAGGACGGAGCGCAAGGGGAAGUUGGCUAAUCGCUGCUGUCACUUAUCGCACAUUCUAGGCCGCCGCUCGUGAAGAGUUGAACGACAAGGUUGAUCGAAUCACGGCGCUCGAGAACCGUGUCGAAGAGUUGCAAAACAAGGAGUCAUCCUUGCGCUCGAGCCAUAAGGUGCGAGCGACUGGGGGCGCGAACCGGGUGCCUCAUUGCUGAUGGUAAUCUCCUCUUGCACUGCGCACAGGCUUUGCGCGAGGAGCUUCGCAAGCUGCAAUCCGGGGUUCUGCUCUCGGAGAAACAGCGUAAUCCAGGCGUCGGCUUCUUUUCGAGCUUCAAUCAGUCUUCAACCCCGGUCGCGACGGAUGGGACCCUCCAAUCGCCGCAGAUUGGAUCGCCUCCUUCGACGAUCUCCACGCGCAGCGGACCGGCGCCGAUAGGAGGUGACGAGGCGCUUAACUUUGAGUACAUCCGGAACGUGAUCCUGCAGUUCCUUGAGCGACCCGAAAUGAGGGUAAGUCAUUUGCGUGAUGAUGUGCGGGGAUGUUGACUGAUUUCAGAUCGCUCCUCACGCUUACCAACAGCCGCAUCUGGUCGGAGUAUUGGGUGUGAUCCUGCAUUUCACACCAGCCGAAUCUAGACGAUUGGCUGCGAAGGCGGGAUAG
This is a messenger RNA of Microbotryum saponariae, 3255 nucleotides long. Lineage: Eukaryota; Fungi; Basidiomycota; Microbotryomycetes; Microbotryales; Microbotryaceae. The record is from the annotation of a GenBank genome assembly.